AUGAGUGAUACCACUGUACAAAAUAAUAAUAUUUCUUUGGGUCAUUUAGCUCGAUUUCAAUUGCCCCCAGGUAAACAAAUGACUACCAUUAAACUUUCAAAUAUUCGUACACUUAAUGGGUCUAUUAUUUCCGUGGCACAUUUCACGCCUGAACAAUUAAAAUCACUUCGAACAUAUCAAUUGAAUGUCGCCGACGGAUUGCCAGUCACGUCCGAUAUUGUAGAGGACGCAUACGAAGAUAACGAAGAACAAUUAAUUACUCAAUCUGAACGUCUGAGAGACAUUUACAAUGCUAAACGUCAGGCAGAUGAUCAUCCCGCACAGGAGCCUGCAGCUAAAAUGUCAAGUCAUAAUCAAAGCAACGUGGGACACAAUGAUUUAUGCUGUGCUCUUUGCCGCACAUCCAUUCAGAAUAUUGAAAAAAUGGUGCGCGAAGUAUUGAAGCGGGUCAAGAAUUGUGGUGAUGGUCGUUCUCAGCCAAAAAGCUCGAAUAUUACCCUAGGGAUGCCUUUUGAUAAAUUAAAGGAUAUCCAGGAAUUUGAUGUAGAACUUGCUGAAAAAAAAGAUUUUUGUGCGGAAUUUCGUUCAAUUAUUUGUUCACUUAAAGCCCAAGGAAAGAAAUCAAAUUUCGCUCAAAAGACUAUAUCUGAAGUAAUGAAAGCCUUAAUGACCAAUAAAUUGGGAACAAAAAUUUCAUGGAGUGGAAAAGGCAACGCAGAAUGGGGAUUUGAAAAUACAAAUAUCAUGAAAAUUCUUUAUGAUGGUCUGUGGCAUGAUUGCCAAAUACCAAAAAGUGAUGUUAAGUCAUGCGUGGAGGAUUGGUUGAGACGAUCGGGUGAUCGAUGGAAGAAGGAAGACAAAAAAACAAAGAAUAUUGUUUAAAUAUUUUAAUUAUUUUUUAAUAUAUUGUCACCCAUAAUAUAAUAAGU
Molecule: messenger RNA, 929 nt
Organism: Brassicogethes aeneus
Lineage: Eukaryota; Metazoa; Arthropoda; Insecta; Coleoptera; Nitidulidae
Source: the annotation of a GenBank genome assembly